Molecule: messenger RNA, 1554 nt
Organism: Colletotrichum truncatum
Lineage: Eukaryota; Fungi; Ascomycota; Sordariomycetes; Glomerellales; Glomerellaceae
Source: RefSeq, a predicted model, not a curated record
AUGAAGACUCGACAGAAACGCAAGCCUGUAUCCCAGCUGACACAUGGGAACUUCAAGAAACCGGCCAACGGCGUUGACGAGUCUAAGUCUUGGCCUUCAGCUGAGAGAAAUCCCGACUCGGGGGGUGUAAGCCAGCAAUUGGAAAAGACAUGUGAGGAUAUGGACACCAUUCACUGCAAGGGCUCUAGCGAUGAACAAGACGACGAAGUUGACCGGUCCAAAAUGCAUGGCAUGUGCGAUAAGCUGUCUUCUUCUGGCGGCGAGAAGGGCAGAGGCGUGACCCAGUGGGAGCUGAGCCAAGUCUGGGAGAGCAUACAAGAAAUUUCCGACAGCAUCCCAGGACCUCAAGAUGUACAUGACUGGAUGAGUAAGGACCUAGGACUUGUGCGCUCGAGACACAGCAAUUUGAACGACGAAUUUCAGCAGCAAAACAAGACCUUGCGCGACGAGUUGGAAGAUGUUCGAAACUUGGCAAAGACGGACCACGAGGACCUGAGUGCGGUGAAGGUGGUUGUAGCCAAGUCCGAGUCCUGCAUCGGCACUUUGUCCACAAGCAUGUUGGCGUUACAAGUGGAAUCGAACUUUUCCAAGCAAAAGUUUGACGAACUCGAAAAGCAGACACAACUUAGACUGGACGCCGUACGCACGGAGGGACAAAACAACGGUAAUGUCUGGAUGGACAUCUUACGCAAAGAGAUGGUACAGAUGAUGAAUGGCGAGGUGAAUGGUUUACGAGAAGAGAUGGCGAGACAGAUGAACUCGCAAAUGGAGUCCCUACGGGAGGAAAUGGCCAAAGAAAAGGAAUACCAAAUGGAUGCCCUCCGCGAAGAAAUGGCGAGAGAAAGGGAUAGCCAGGCGAACCUUUUACGCGAAGAAGUGGCACGAAGUAUGACUACUCAGAUAAGCGCACUCCGCGAGGAGAACAUAUUCUUGCGAAAGGAAAUAGAGACGAUCAAAACGUUACGAGGGGAGGACGUCAAGAUACUCUAUGGACAAGUCGCAGCAUGUCUCGAGGGUAACAAGAAACUCAGCAAUGACAACGAAUCAAUUCGAAAGGACUUUGAAACAAUUCAAAAGGAAUUUGGGGAGCAAAAAAAUUACAUCAAAGACGUUGCGAACUGGGUAGGUCCUGUUUCUGGGAAUGUUCAAAAUCUCUAUGAAAGCUUCGGGACAAAUAACAAAGCUAUUGCAAACGACAUUGGAUGUGUGCGCAAGGAGUUGCAUACGCUGAAUGGAAAGUUUGACGCCAAUAGCAAAGCCAUGGCGCAGACUUUUCGAGGCUUGAGUGUCUUGUUUGGCGGCGGAGAGAAUCCUCAGGACGCUUCGGGCGGACUUCUCGAAAGCAAUGGGGCACCGCCGCCGCAACUCCAGCAGCACUACCAGCAGCAAUACCAGCAGCAAUAUCAAGAGCCACACCAGGAGCAAUAUCAGGAUCAACAUCAGCAACAAUCCCAGGAGCAACAGCAACCCCAACAGCAGCAACCUCAGCAGCAGCAACCCCAGCAGCAGCAGCAGCACCACAGCCCAGAUAACAGAAUUUUCAUAUUAGAUUAA